UUUGUAACUUCUGUUUUUGUUUGUUUGUUUGUUUGUUUGUUUGUUUUUGGAAAGGGUACUGCCCGCAGAAAGAAGAAGGUUGUCCAUAGAACAGCCACAGCAGAUGAUAAGAAACUUCAGUUUUCUUUAAAGAAACUUGGAGUCAACAAUAUUUCUGGCAUUGAAGAGGUAAAUAUGUUUACCAACCAAGGAACAGUUAUUCACUUCAAUAACCCUAAAGUUCAGGCAUCUCUGGCUGCUAACACUUUCACUAUCACUGGCCAUGCUGAAACAAAGCAGCUGACAGAAAUGCUUCCUAGUAUCUUAAAUCAGCUUGGAGCUGACAGUCUGACCAGCCUGAGGAGAUUGGCAGAAGCCUUACCCAAGCAAUCUGUGGAUGGAAAAGCACCUCUUGCUACUGGUGAAGAUGAUGAUGACGAAGUUCCAGAUCUUGUUGAAAACUUUGAUGAAGCUUCAAAGAAUGAAGCAAACUGAAAUAAAUGUCACUUUCUGAAUAAACUUAAAACUUGAAAAAGCUACGUGGAGCUGCUAUUUUAUAUUGUGACUGCUUUUUUUUUCUUUUUCUUCUUGAGAUCUUGGGAUCUGUAACAUUUGGAAAUUCCUUAAACCUGCAGCUCCUUCUAGUUAUUGCUUGUACACUAUAUUGUUUUUGUGGCCUGGUUGAACAAACCUCUGCUUUGAAAUAUGAUUGCUAAUAAAUUUCUUCCUAGACACAAUUUUUGAGUAACUUGUAUACAAGCAAAACCGUAUCUUUAAUGAACUUUGACAUACAAUAAAAAAUAUAUAUAGUAAA
Messenger RNA from Meleagris gallopavo (turkey), 793 nucleotides. The record is from RefSeq and is a predicted model, not a curated record. NCBI's taxonomy places the organism in Eukaryota, Metazoa, Chordata, Aves, Galliformes, Phasianidae.